UGCGCCCACGCUUCGCCCGCCGCACCAUGCCGCCCGCCUACCGCCAGUCAGCAACUGCGACUCGUGUUGGCUGAACAUCCGUAGGGCCAUCUUCUUUAUCUUGCGCUAGGACCACUAAAGGACAGUUACACAAAAUGGCGGAUGACGAAAAAAAGCGUCUCGAGGAGGCGAAGAAGGCCAAACAGGCCGAGAUCGACCGCAAGCGCGCUGAGGUGCGCAAGCGCAUGGAGGAAGCCUCCAAGGCCAAGAAGGCAAAGAAAGGUUUCAUGACUCCUGAGAGAAAGAAGAAACUUAGGUUGCUCCUGCGUAAAAAAGCAGCUGAGGAAUUGAAGAAAGAACAGGAACGCAAAGCCGCUGAGAGGAGGCGUAUCAUUGAGGAGAGGUGCGGUAAACCCAAGAACGUUGACGAUGCUAACGAAGAUGCUCUUUCGAGGGUUUGCAAAGAAUAUCACACCCGCAUCGGCAAGCUUGAAGAUGAAAAGUUUGAUCUGGAAUACAUCGUUAAAAGAAAAGAUAUGGAGAUCGCAGACCUGAACUCUCAAGUAAAUGACCUCAGAGGCAAGUUCGUUAAACCAACACUGAAGAAGGUGUCCAAGUACGAGAACAAAUUCGCUAAGCUUCAGAAGAAGGCCGCUGAGUUCAAUUUCCGUAACCAAUUGAAGGUCGUCAAAAAGAAGGAAUUCACCCUUGAAGAAGAAGACAAAGAGGCCCCUGCUCCCGCGAAGAAAAAACCAGACUGGUCCAAGGGCAAGCCAGGCGAUCAGAAGGAAGGAGAGGCACCUGCGACACCAGCGGCCGAAGGUAAUUUUUUAAAAUAAAUUUCACUAUACUUUUUUUUUAUUUACAUCCCUGAAAAGGAAAAAAAACGGAGACACUUUUUCUCAAUUUCUGUUAUUAUCUUGAUUUUUUUAUGCCAUUCUUCUUCUUCUUCCUGGCAAUUUAUCCUAGCUUUAGCCAGGGUCUACCUUCCUGCUCAAACUCCUCCACUUUGCACGGUCUUUAGCAAUAGCCAUUGUAAAACAGUAAAGUAAUAAUAUCCCAUAACUAAUUGAGAAAUGCAACAAUAACUGUCACUUUGUUUUGUAAUUGGAAAUAUAACCUUUACAAUAGUUCUAUAGUAAUUGAAUGAUAAUUAAUAAUUUUUAUUUAUAUGUAUUUUUUUCUCUUUCCAGCACCAAAAGGUAAGAUGUCAAUAUUUUAUAAUAUAUAUCUUAAAUACGAUGUGAUAUUCUAAUACUAUUCUUAUUUUUCAGCAUGAAAAUAAUAUUUUUCUUGAUAGGACAUCUCCACGGAACUACAUCAAAUCUAUAAGUUACAUGAACUUUAUAUAUUUGUAUAAAUAUAAAAUUUUGUUAUGUUAAUAUUUUAUAAUAAAUUAUGUUUACAUUAA
Molecule: messenger RNA, 1390 nt
Organism: Danaus plexippus (monarch butterfly)
Lineage: Eukaryota; Metazoa; Arthropoda; Insecta; Lepidoptera; Nymphalidae
Gene: wupA
Product: troponin I
Exons: 11
Coding region: 135-818 (227 amino acids)
Biological process (GO): muscle contraction
Cellular component (GO): troponin complex
Source: RefSeq, a predicted model, not a curated record